Colletotrichum higginsianum IMI 349063 is the source of this 567-nucleotide messenger RNA. RefSeq lists its product as uncharacterized. Bases 1 to 567 code for a protein of 188 amino acids. NCBI's taxonomy places the organism in Eukaryota, Fungi, Ascomycota, Sordariomycetes, Glomerellales, Glomerellaceae. The record is from RefSeq and is a predicted model, not a curated record. The transcript has 4 exons.
AUGGCCGACCCCAAGGACAACGCUUCAUCCUCCGCCAAUGCUUCCGAGAAAGCUCCGGCGGGUGGCCGUGUAGGCGCCUGGACCGACGCCGAGCGCUACCAGCUCUUGCUUCGCGUUCUCGCGGUUCUGCUUCCUGAUGGCAAGGGAGUCGAUUGGAAGAACAUCAACAUGCCCAACCGUACCCUCAAAGCGAUCCAAGGCCAAUGGACUUCGAUCGUAGUCCAGAUGCGUGAGCUCGGCAUGGAAGGCGAGGGUAACACCGCCGCUCCCAAGGCCAAAAGUCCUCGCAAGAAGGCGGCGCCGAAGCAAAAGGCUACUGCUGCCGGUGACGGACAAAACGCCAACGAGGAUACCGGCGACGAUCAGGAUGACGAGGAGACCAAGAAGAAAGCCACUCCCAAGAAGCGCGCCGCUGCCACCAGUGCUGACAGCACUCCCAAAAAGCGUCGUACUCCUGCCAAGAAGUCGGCCCCCAAGGUCGAGAACGAUGCCGAGUCUGAUAAUGAGGCUGCCGUUCCGAAGAAGGAGGACGAGAACGGUGAUGAUGAUUUGGCCGGAGCCGUCUAA